This is a messenger RNA of Xyrauchen texanus (razorback sucker), 1304 nucleotides long. RefSeq names its product claudin-20. The transcript has 2 exons. Gene Ontology annotation, molecular function: structural molecule activity. Gene Ontology annotation, cellular component: bicellular tight junction; plasma membrane. The record is from RefSeq and is a predicted model, not a curated record. Bases 146 to 877 code for a protein of 243 amino acids. Gene Ontology annotation, biological process: bicellular tight junction assembly; cell adhesion. Lineage: Eukaryota; Metazoa; Chordata; Actinopteri; Cypriniformes; Catostomidae.
CGGAGACCUGACGAGUCAUAGCUCGCUCUGCACCAGCCGAGGAAGGCGCAAAUGCUGAGACGUCUCUGCUGUUGCAGUUGCCACCGAAGGAGAGGAGACUAGGCAAGCCUGGGUGAAUGUUGGCCGGGUUAAGAUCCACGGCAGGAUGGCGUCCACGGGCACGCAGAUCUUUGCCUUCGUGCUGGCACUGCUAGGCAUCCUGGGUGCCACGGUGGCCACAUUACUGCCCAACUGGAAGGUGAGCGCGGACGUUGGCUCCAACAUCAUUACUGCCAUCUCUCAAAUGCAGGGGCUGUGGAUGGACUGCACCUGGUACAGCACGGGCAUGUUCAGCUGUACGUUGAAAUACUCUGUGCUGGCGCUGCCCGCGUACCUGCAGACGGCACGCACCACUAUGGUGCUUUCCUGUGUGUUGGCGGCGCUGGGAUUGUGUUUGGCCUCACUGGGUCUGAAGUGCACUCGCUGGGGUGGGGGAUGGCGCGCUAAACGCCACGCCGCCAUGGCGGCCGGAUCCUGCUUCGUGGCCUCCGGCUUCCUUUGCCUUGUGCCUGCCUCCUGGUACACAAAUGAGGUCAUUGUCAGCUUCCUCGAUGCCAACGUGCCCGAGAGCAACAAGUUUGAGCCGGGCGGUGCCGUCUACGUAGCCUUCAUCUCAUCUGGUUUCCUCUUCGUGGGUGGAUCCAUUUUCUGUUUCUCUUGCUCGGGUAAGCGGCAUGGCCCCCAGGAUUUGAUACUGCUCCCUCCAGACAAACUCCUCUUGCAGCAGCAACAGCAACUACUGCAACAACAGCAACAACAGGACCAGCUCCAGCACCAGUACUGCUCUCUCUCACCUCUGGAUAAUAAGACUGGCUACAGCCUGCAGGACUACGUAUAACGGGAAACCAGUGGAGGAGCUGGACAUGUGCUACGCACUGCCACUCAACUCCUCUGGCUCUCGCGAUUACGAGACGACAGGGCGAGAAGGAUGACUUUGAAGUCUUUCCCACCAACAAUCCCUCUCUCCCCUUUAGAGAUCAUCAAGCACAAGUGGUGGAGGCAUUCCCCCAAGUGACGUCUUGGAACAGACGGAUUGUGAAUUGUGAGGGGCAAGUGGGAGCAACACUGCAGUGUGCAGGCGAUAAAUAAAUGCACAUAUCCAGCAUCUUCAUAAAUCUUAUUAAAGUGUUCCUCUGGGAACGGAUUAGUAACAAGGGAAUGUUUCUGCUACUUAACCCCCCCCCCCCCACCCUCCCCUCCUCUUUCACAGAGAUUGAACUUGGAGGCAAUCGCUUGGUAACCUCUGUUCAAAGUAAGAUGGCAAU